AUCAAAGAUACGCAGACACCUAUGAUUUGGCCAUGCCCCGCGUCGUCCUCAUGGCUUCUCACGUCGGCUGGUCUCCGCGCUUUGUCUCCAUUGGAACGCGUUCUUUUCAACUCGGCCACUGCACAUUUCUACCUUUCAUCCUUCUUGUUUAUAACCCUGUUGUCUCCUCUGCGUCAGUAUGUACACACCACUCCUUUCCGCGGGCCUUGCGAAUAGAUUCGAACGUGAAAUGCAAGAACACCUCUCGACGAAAUUCCAACAUAAUAGACAACCGGAGAGCGUAGAGAUUGACGAGUGGGAGUCAGUACUCGACGCACGGGCUUCAUCAACAGUUUCUUCGUCCAGCACAACGAGCUCACACGAAUGGACGGAGAAGGAGGAGUCCCGAGGUCAGAAGACAGAACAGAACUCAAAACUAUCAUCAAACGGAGCCCUGGCAGGUUCCCACGCACUCUGGUCGUGGACGAUGGCUGUCAACGCACGCACUUGGAUUUCCCUCUGGUUCCUUCUUACUAUUCCGGUCAUUUUCUGGGAUGCUGGUUAUUGCUUCUUGCGAAAAAUCUCAUAGUCCCCGUUCCAUGAAGGGGGGAGACUUACAUUGGAUCUGGAAGCCUUAUGAGCUUUACCAAGAGGUCGACUAUGUCUACGGCACACAUGCGCUGGAACGCGGUGAUGGCUUUACUAAUGCACAAUCAUUGCUGAAUAUUGUGGAGAAUUUCAUGAACAUUGGUUAUCUAUAUCUUGCUCACAUUGUCGAGUCUCCGGUUGCACCACUACUUGGUUUUGCAAGCGCAGUCAUGACCUUGUCCAAGACUGUACUCUACUGGGCUCAGGAAUAUUAUUGCGGUGGUUGUGCAGUCGGCCAUAAUGACCUCAAGACAUUGAUUGUCUACUGGAUCAUUCCCAAUGGGCUUUGGCUUGUGGUACCGAGCUUCAUCAUUGUGCGCCUUGCAAAGGAUAUUGCUUCCUCCUUGCGCACUGCUGAUCAGGUAGCAAAGAAGGAUAAAUUGGGGAAAAGGUUGUGACAUAUAGAAGAAUAGGACUCUGAAGACAUUUGCAUGUAUGUCUAUGUAACAUAUUUAUUGGAUAUACCCUGCUUGUUGCAAAAAUAUGUGUUAACAUCUUGCUAUUUCUCAAAUAAUUGAUCCACCCGAGCUUCUGGAGAAUCUGCA
Messenger RNA from Somion occarium, 1172 nucleotides. The record is from the annotation of a GenBank genome assembly. NCBI's taxonomy places the organism in Eukaryota, Fungi, Basidiomycota, Agaricomycetes, Polyporales, Cerrenaceae.